AUGUUGCGCUUCAAUCAGUCUGAGAAUGUCCACAUCACUGCUGAACAGUCGUAUCAGGGAUUGGUAGAAAGAGUGUUGUUAUCCACACUGAUAGGAAUGCCAUGCUGCCUAUUCCUCUUUAUUAAUGGCACCAUGCUGUUCACCUUGAGGAGUAAAUCUGUGUUUUGUGAGACCUCUCGUUACGUUCUUCUGUAUAAUCUACUAUUUGCAGACACUGUACUGCUGGCACUGAGCCAGUUAAUGUACAUACUGGCUGUUUGUAGAAUAAGACUGACAUAUCCUGUCUGUGGUGUCUUUGCCAUGCUCACCAAUUUCACAAAUGUAAUCUCACCACUCACACUGGUGGUAAUGUCUCUGGAGAGAUAUGUAUCUGUGUGUUACCCACUGAGGCAUGCUACCAUCAUCACCAUCAGAAACACAGGGGUGGCUAUUUGUGUUGUUUGGAUCUUCAGUUUACUUAAUGUUCUCAUACGAAUUUGUUUGCUGUUAAAUUUUAUAUUUGAAGAACUGCAGAGCCUGCAGAUGACAGAUUCAUGCUCUGACAUAGCUAUGAUUCUUGGCCCAUUGUCUGAUCUUUAUGACAGAAUCUACACUUAUUUUGUUUUCAUAUUAGCAAGUGUGGCGAUCACUUCCUCCUAUGUUGGUGUGAUGGUAGCAGCCAGGUCAGCUUCCACAGACAAAGCUUCAGCACAAAAGGCUCGAAACACACUGCUGCUGCAUCUGGUGCAGCUGGGCCUCAGUCUCUUAUCAACUAUGCAUACCUCUAUAGUUAUAUCACUCUCAACAAUCCUGCAACGAUUAGUUAUUGUACGCAUCAAGAAUGUUUUUUAUGUGUUUAUUUUCAUCCUCCCCAGAUGUCUGUGUUCUCUCAUCUAUGGGCUCAGAGAUCAGACCAUCAGGCCCGCCCUCAUGUACCAUUUAUGUGGUCAACUGAAACUCAGUUGUCCCAGUAAAGGCUGUGAUCCCUCUAAUAAUAGUGAAUGAUUCAAGGAUUAUUUUGAGAGGAAAAUAUUCGAAUAGAACAAUACUCAAUCUUUGUGUUUGAAAAUGUGGUCAAAUGCGAGAAUUGUUAAUAACAACCCAAAGUAGAACUGCUGCCACUGUAUUCAUAGCCCACUGUAGAGUAUGUAGUAUGUAAAGUAUUCAGCAAUACAUUU
Messenger RNA from Acanthopagrus latus (yellowfin seabream), 1157 nucleotides. RefSeq names its product odorant receptor 131-2-like. Gene Ontology annotation, molecular function: G protein-coupled receptor activity. The coding region runs from base 1 to 984 and encodes 327 amino acids. NCBI's taxonomy places the organism in Eukaryota, Metazoa, Chordata, Actinopteri, Spariformes, Sparidae. The record is from RefSeq and is a predicted model, not a curated record. Gene Ontology annotation, cellular component: membrane. The transcript has a single exon. Gene Ontology annotation, biological process: G protein-coupled receptor signaling pathway.